Meloidogyne enterolobii is the source of this 364-nucleotide messenger RNA. The record is from the annotation of a GenBank genome assembly. NCBI's taxonomy places the organism in Eukaryota, Metazoa, Nematoda, Chromadorea, Rhabditida, Meloidogynidae.
AUGGACUUUCGUGGGCAGAAGAUGGACUAUGCCAAAUCGACUAAAAUAGCUCAUUGCCUCCCUAACGACACGGUCGUAGCCGAGCCUGUUACGUGGAAAAUCAACGGGACAGAGCCAAAAUCGAAUCACAACAACUUGCUUGUCUUCCAUAUGCUUCCACAAGAAUCGGCGCGAAUCAACAGUGGUGACGAAAGCAAUAUAAGGGUAUCUCCUAAAGGACCAGAGUCAUACAAAAGACUACACUUUAUUGGGACAAAAAGAUCCACCUCCAACAACAACAACGUCACCACUACCGCCAACAAAGACCAGGAUCACCACAACUAAAAAGACUUCAACAUCAAGGAAAAAACCUCCUCAAACCACG